AUGGUAUCUGCUAGUGGAAAGAUAACUAGUCCAGAAAGUGUUGUCAAAGAAGAAAAGAUAAAAAAUCCAAAUGGAAAGCUAGAAUUUGUUAGACCAAAACUAGAUUUGAUUCAGGAUAUUAAAGAUGGGAUAAAUUAUAUUUUAUUUAACCCUAAUGCAACAUUACUCGUUGCACCAUUAUUAUUGUUUUUUGAAUCAGCAGCAUUAAAGAUAAUUGUCAACAAUGUACCUUAUACUGAAAUUGACUAUCAGACUUAUAUGCAACAAAUUGAUAUGAUUCAAUAUCAGCAUAAUUUUAAUUACAGUGAAAUAAGAGGGGAUACUGGUCCAUUAGUAUAUCCAGCUGGACAUGUAGCUAUAUAUAAAUUAAUGUACAAGAUCACUAAUGGUACAUCCCUCAUUAACAAUGGACAAGUUUGCUUUAGAUUUUUAUAUUUAAUGACAAUGGUAGUUCAGUUUAUUUGUUAUGAUAUAUUACAGUUACCACCAUGGUGUAUUAUAUUUGCAUGUUUAUCUAAAAGAUUACAUUCAAUAUAUGUUUUGAGAUUAUUUAAUGAUUGUUUUACCACUUUUUUUAUGGUAUUAACUGUAACUCUUCUAUUGUCUGUAAAUAAAUUAAAUAGUGUAAGGAAGAAAAGUAGGCAUACUAUUAUAAUGUUGGCUAGUCUAGCUUAUUCAAUUGCUGUUAGUAUUAAAAUGAAUGCAUUAUUAUAUUUGCCUGGUGUAAUAGUUAGUAUUUUUAUUUUAACUGGUAAUAGUAUUCUCUUUACUCUACUAAAUGGUGUUAUUAUGGUUGUCUGGCAAAUACUUGUCGCAUUUCCUUUCCUAAAGACAUAUCCUUGGGAAUAUUUCUAUGGGGCCUUUGAUUUCAGAAGACAAUUUAUGUAUAAAUGGAGUGUUAAUUGGCAAUUUAUGGAUGAAGAAACAUUUAAUAAUGUUAUUUUUCAAAAAAGUUUAUUAGUGAGCCAGUUCAUGUUAGUAUUAACGGUUAUUUUGAUGGAAUAUCCAUCUUUUUUUCAGGAUGUUUUUAAGUCAAUAUUUUUAAAAAAGAGAGAGAAAAUAAUGAGAAGAGAUAAUAUUUCUGGUGUUGCAUUUUUAUUAAUAAUGUCAAAUUUUGUUGGUAUUUUAUUCUCCAGAUCCUUACAUUAUCAAUUUUUAAGUUGGUAUCAUUGGACUAUUCCUAUAUUAAUUUUCUGGUCAAGGUUAUCAAUUUAUAUUGCUCCUAUUUGGUAUUUAUUACAUGAGUAUUGUUGGAAUUCAUAUCCACCAAAUGCUAGAGCUAGUUUGAUUUUGUUUAUUUGUAAUUGCGCCAUGAUUGGUUUCAUAUUUUUAAAGAAAAAACCACAGAAUAUGCAAGCUAAAUCGGUACAAGAAAAGAAAGAAAAAUAA
Messenger RNA from Arxiozyma heterogenica, 1389 nucleotides. It is a transcript of the gene ALG3, whose product is annotated as dolichyl-P-Man:Man(5)GlcNAc(2)-PP-dolichol alpha-1,3-mannosyltransferase. Bases 1 to 1389 code for a protein of 462 amino acids. Gene Ontology annotation, cellular component: endoplasmic reticulum. The transcript has a single exon. The record is from RefSeq and is a predicted model, not a curated record. Gene Ontology annotation, molecular function: dol-P-Man:Man(5)GlcNAc(2)-PP-Dol alpha-1,3-mannosyltransferase activity. NCBI's taxonomy places the organism in Eukaryota, Fungi, Ascomycota, Saccharomycetes, Saccharomycetales, Saccharomycetaceae.